Molecule: messenger RNA, 648 nt
Organism: Microthlaspi erraticum
Lineage: Eukaryota; Viridiplantae; Streptophyta; Magnoliopsida; Brassicales; Brassicaceae
Source: the annotation of a GenBank genome assembly
AUGCAGAGUCACUUUCCGACGACGCUCUUACUCUCGACUCUCUUUCUUUUUCUGGCGCCGGAGCUAACUCCAGUCUGUGAAGCCGUGUGGCUCAACGUGCCUACGCUCGGAACAAAGUGCGUCUCGGAGGAAAUCCAGAGCAACAUCGUCGUUUUGGCCGAUUACCUCGUCAUCUCCGACGAACAUUCCGUCUUCCCUUCUCUCUCCGUCAAGGUUACAUCACCAUAUGGCAGCGUCUUGCACCAGAGCGAAAACUCAACGCACGGUCAGUUUGCGUUUACAACGCAAGAAUCAGGAACCUACUUGGCUUGUUUCGAGGUGAUCGGAGAUCAUCAUGGCAAGAAAGAUAUUAGCAUCAACCUCGACUGGAAAACCGGAAUCGGAGCUAAAGAUUGGGACUCCAUUGCAAGAAAAGAGAAAAUCGAGGGUGUGGAUCUUGAGCUUAAGAAACUUGAAGCAGCUAUUGAAGCCAUCCAUGAGAAUCUACUUUACCUCAGAAACAAAGAAGCGGAUAUGAGGAUUAUGAGUGAGAAAACGAACUCGCGAGUCGCGUGGUACAGUAUAAUGUCUCUAGGCAUCUGCAUUGUGGCUUCUGGUUUGCAGAUUGUGUACUUGAAGCAGUACUUUCAAAGGAAGAAGCUUAUUUAG